This is a messenger RNA of Syngnathoides biaculeatus (alligator pipefish), 1452 nucleotides long. RefSeq names its product EF-hand calcium-binding domain-containing protein 10 (gene efcab10). Bases 824 to 1240 code for a protein of 138 amino acids. NCBI's taxonomy places the organism in Eukaryota, Metazoa, Chordata, Actinopteri, Syngnathiformes, Syngnathidae. The transcript is spliced from 4 exons. The record is from RefSeq and is a predicted model, not a curated record.
GUAUGUCAUGUCAUUAUCCAAGCUGCUUAUCCUCACAAGUCUUGCAGGAAAGCUGGAGCCUGUCCCAGCUAGCUUUGGGCGAAAGGCUUACUGCAACAGGAGCUGGUCGCCUGUCAGUUGCAGGGAAAAUAUUGACACCAUCACUGAGCGGGAAUCGAUACCACGCUGCCUGUACCAAAGGCAGGUGUGUGUACCACCACGCCAUCAGUGACAGAUGGAAGUAUAAACGGCAGAUAAGGCUUUAAUGCAAAGGAGUUUUGCAACGCACCAUAUGCAUGUGUAGACAUGAUGGAGGACUUUAGGAGCGUAUUUUCCCUGGAAAAAAAAAAAAAAAAAAGUUAAACAAGAUUCCUGUGGAUGUUCAAUUUCUGCGGUUCCGUUGCGUUGAAUCAAUAUGAUAAAAAAAUGUGAGGGAGCAUGGUGAAUAAGUGGGGAGCACAUUUGUCUCAAAGUUGAAAGGUUCCAAUCUCACCGCACACUUUGCGGUGUGCAAUUGGCAUCUUCUCCAUAUGUAUUCUUGACAAACAAUAAUCCCCCCCCCAAAAAAAUCACAGAAUGCUUUAUAAAUUUAAAAACAAAAAUAAGCAAGGAAGCGCAAUAGAAAAUGGUUGACCAAAAUAUCUGAAAAUCAAACGUAUUUUUCAAUUUUCUGUUAAUAUGUAUUUUUUGUAUGGGGGGGGGACACACAAGGAAGUAUCGGUUUCAUUAUUAUGACUUCCUUGCAAAAGAAUACGUGACCAAUAAAGGAACCGUUUUUUUUUUUUUUUUUUAGUAUGGUGAUGUAUCUUAGCAACCGACAUUAACAACAACAAAAAAAAAAAAGAUGGACGUCAAAAUAACGACCGAGCGAGAGAAAGAAGCCGCCGCUUACCUGGAAAAACACAAAAUCUUUGACCUGAUGAGAAACCUCACCAGCAUGCUCUUCUUUUACAGACCCGAUGACCCGAAAGAGUUCCUCAUUGAAAAACUGGAACAGUUAAAACAAGCUCGAGAUCAGGGCCAAAAAGCGCCCAGUCUGCUCAGCCAUUCCAAUCUGGACGCAGCUUUUGGAAUAGUGGACCCAGCCAAUGAAAGAUAUGUCACAUUUGCACAAUACAAACAGGCUCUUAUCUCAUUGGGCAUGAAAGACAUCAACGAGUGUCCUGAUGGUGUAAACGAUGACAAAAUAACCUAUGAUACUUUCAUAACAGAAGGGAUGCUAAGCCUGGAGAAAUGCUCAGCGACAUACAAACAGCCUUAAAACUGAAUGUUUACUUAUACUAUGUCCAAUAUAGUUUAAGUGCAACUUAUUUUCAUCUAAAGUAGGUGUGUUGGAGCGAUGUGCUUUGAAAAUGUAGUUACCACUUUGUAUUUUUAUGAACUUUUGCAAUGGGGGUUCCAUUUUCUGAUUUAUUAUAUAUUUCUGUAAUUGCGGUAUGAAUCAGCACUCAUGAAAAUAAAUUUAGGAUUUUA